CGUUGCCCGAUCUUCCAUCAUCCAGCCACUCCGGAGGAUAUGUGUUCAAUGCACCUGAUUUGUCCUACUACAUCAACAUGCCAGGAUCAGACCGGAAUGCGGACAGUGUUGUGGCGUCUCCGGCUACGAGAACGUCGCUCUUAAUUGCAGUCCAGGUGAUCUCCAAACUGUUUACCUUUGUGUCAAACCAACUCAUCCUACGGAAGCUGCACCCGGAAACUCUGGGAAUUGCGGCUCAGCUCGAGCUUUAUUCUAUCUCGAUACUGUAUUUCUCGAGGGAGGCAGUUAGACUUGCGAUUCAGCGACAGCCGUUGGGAUAUGCCAGAGCCGUCAGCGAGAAGGGUAGCGGACACCCGCAGACGCAAAACACCCGCGAAAUCACGGAAGCCCGACUUGAGGCCUCUCAAUCGGUAAUCAACAUGUCCUACUUGAGCCUCGGGUUGGGGAUCCCACUAGCCGUGGUAUCUACCACUUUCUACAUACAAUUGGCUCCUGAUGGUGUCUCUCAGGCACAGUUUUAUCACCUAAGCAUACUUCUCACCGCUUGUGCGUUGGUUAUUGAGCUGUGUUCCGAGCCCUUUUUUGCAAUCAUCCAGCAACACAUGCUUUAUAAAAAGCGAGCAUUGGUCGAGAUGACUGCAGCGCUGGCGAAGAGUCUGGCAGUGUGCGGCUCUGUUGUAUGGGCUGCCCGGGCAAGCCGCAAUAUUGGUGUCCUCCCAUUUGCAUUGGGCUACGCCUGCUAUGCAACUACACUCACCUGUGGCUACGCUAUAUCUUUACUAAGUUCCGCGGGCCAGAGGUCGUUUUCAUUACUUCCAAAACUAAUAAGUUCAAGGAACAACUCUUCCUACAUACUCGGCAGGUUUCCCAGGCAUCUAGUUUCAUUGUUUGCAGCCAUCUUCCUACAAUCCGUCAUCAAACACUUGUUGACACAAGGAGAUUCCAUGAUGCUGGCUGCGAUGGCAAGCCUGCAAGAUCAGGGUAUCUAUUCUUUGGCGUCCAACUAUGGGGGGCUCAUAGCCCGUAUUGUGUUCCAGCCAAUCGAAGAAAGCAGCCGGGCCGUCUUUUCUUCCCUUUUGAAUGGCGGUAAGGGCAACGAUCGGUGGCCGGAUACCGUAGGCACAGCCAGGGCACAUUUAACCAACAUAUUGCGGAUAUACGUGCUCUUCUGUGCUUUAGUUGUGCCAUUGGGUCCGUGUAUGGUGCCCCGAGUGCUCCACGCACUAGGUGGACGCAGAUGGGCUUCUGCUGAAGUUGAUAGUCUGCUGUCUCUCUAUUGUUAUUACAUACCAUUUCUUGCAUUCAAUGGUAUAACAGAGGCCUUUGUCUCAUCUGCGGCAAGUACUUCGGACUUGCGAAGACAAUCACGCUGGAUGGGUGUCUUUUCGGGAUGCUUUGCUGUAGCAGCAUACUCAUUCUUAAUAAUUGGUGACAUGGGUGCUCGCGGCUUGGUAUGGGCCAAUAUCUUCAAUAUGGGGGUCCGUAUAACGUGGAGUCUCCUGUUCAUUCGAUCAUAUCUAUGUCGCAAUAAUCAUACCAACUUGGCUGUCACUGAAAUCAGCCCCAGGCCGCUUACCCUUAUUUCGGCAGUCAUAGCAUCAAUGAUAUUAACCGAACAAGAACAGGCUAGUUACGGUUUCCACGGCAUCAUCAAGGACUUAAUUACCUGCACUGGUUAUACUCUGCUCGUUGCAUUCCUCGAGAGAAGGUUUCUAUUGGCACAAAUUGGCGAGGGCCGGCGAACAACCAAAAAGACUAAAUUAGGAGGAAAGACGGAGUGAGAUCAAGUUCAAUCGUCGAACACGAUCUUCGUGGCUGGCUUGCUGGAGUCGACAUCCUUGAAGAAUGCACCAUAUGCACCAUGUUGCUUCUUCUUAACAGUCGAGCCAAAUUUAAGAAGAUCCUCUGGUACUUCUUGAUUCGCGGCCUUGAGCACGUUUAUCAAC
Aspergillus steynii IBT 23096 is the source of this 1946-nucleotide messenger RNA. RefSeq names its product putative nuclear division Rft1 protein. Gene Ontology annotation, biological process: glycolipid translocation; dolichol-linked oligosaccharide biosynthetic process. The coding region runs from base 78 to 1781 and encodes 567 amino acids. The record is from RefSeq and is a predicted model, not a curated record. Gene Ontology annotation, cellular component: endoplasmic reticulum membrane. NCBI's taxonomy places the organism in Eukaryota, Fungi, Ascomycota, Eurotiomycetes, Eurotiales, Aspergillaceae. The transcript is spliced from 3 exons.